AUGGCGCUUUAUAUUUACUGUCGUAUUCUUGUUACCACCUUGCUUUUCAUGCAAGCUUUGGCAGAUACUUCAUGCAGAGAUUGUUUUAUUCAUUCUCGGGCAGCAUAUUACCCAAAUUCUGAAGAACAUGGGACAGAUGUAGGUGCAUGUGGUUUUGGUUCCUUUGGUGCUACAGUCAAUGGCGGGGACGUAUCAGCUGCAUCGAAUCUUUAUCGAAACGGUGUUGGCUGUGGCGCUUGUUACCAGGUGAGGUGUACCAACAGUGCCUAUUGCUCAGACAAGGGUGCAACCGUAGUUAUAACUGAUCAAGGUUCAAGUGAUAACACUGAUUUCAUUCUUAGCAAACGUGCCUUUGGUCGGAUGGCUCAGACCACUGAUGCAGCUGCUUCUCUAUUAGGCCUUGGCGUGGUUGAUAUUGAAUAUAGACGUGUUGCAUGCAGCUAUCCUUACAAAAACAUAACAUUCAAGAUAGAUGAGAGCAGCAACAACCCUUAUUACUUGGCUUUUGUCAUAUGGUAUCAACAAGGUAGCAGAGACAUAACUGCUGUGCAGCUCUGUGAGACUCAGAACUUUGUCUGCAAGUUACUGGACAGGAGUCAUGGGGCAGUCUGGACAUCUACCACUCCACCGAGUGGCCCAUUGUCUGUAAGGAUGUUGUUUAGUGAUGAAGAAAAUGAAGAAGAAACAUGGGUUGUUCCUGUUAAUAACAUACCCCAAAACUGGAAGGCUGGUGAAACAUACGACUCAGGGGUACAAGUGAACCUUUAG
Messenger RNA from Gastrolobium bilobum, 768 nucleotides. RefSeq names its product expansin-like B1. The coding region runs from base 1 to 768 and encodes 255 amino acids. The record is from RefSeq and is a predicted model, not a curated record. NCBI's taxonomy places the organism in Eukaryota, Viridiplantae, Streptophyta, Magnoliopsida, Fabales, Fabaceae. Gene Ontology annotation, cellular component: extracellular region. The transcript has 5 exons.